Molecule: messenger RNA, 1696 nt
Organism: Ceratotherium simum simum (southern white rhinoceros)
Lineage: Eukaryota; Metazoa; Chordata; Mammalia; Perissodactyla; Rhinocerotidae
Source: RefSeq, a predicted model, not a curated record
GAGGGUAGUAGGAAUAUGUUUAAGGUGUGGAGUUUCCAGGCACGUGAGUUUGUGUGCAAGGUGUGGGGGGGUAUAUGGUGACUAUCUGAGGUUUUGAGGUAGGAAGAUUAUGAAGAGGGCAUGUGAGAGAUAGGAGGGUCAUGAGGGGAGAGUUUACUGUGUAUGUGUAGAGAGGAUUACAUAUAGAUAGGUUGGAGGGGAGGUGGGGGGAAGGUGUCAGGGUAUGGGCUUGUAUGAUGCUGCAUGGACCAUGAUGUGCUGAAGGAAGGGGUGGUGUUGGUUAAAUGUACACACAGGUGCAUACAAUCCUGGUGGCUACUGCAAGUGUGUACAAAUGAACGUCCUGCUCCCCCUUAGAGGGCACCAGCAGACUGCUCUUGGAGGGCUGGAGCUAGAGAAGUUAAUAGGAGAGGGGAAGAGCCUCCAUUAACCUCUUCUUGCCUGCAGCCGACAGAGUCUGGAGUCAAGGAGAAUCAUGAGGUCCAGGGCCGAGCUGUGCACUCGCUUAGGCGGACUCUCAUUCCUUCUGCUACUGAUGUCUGGCAAGGGGGCCAAGGGUGAAUCCUUCAAAGAGAGUCAGGGAGUCUGCUCCAAGCAGACGCUGGUGGUCCCGCUCCGUUACAACGAGUCCUACAGCAAACCAGUGUAUAAGCCCUACCUGACUCUGUGUGCUGGAAGGCGCAUCUGCAGCACCUACAGGACCACUUACCACGUGGCGUGGCGCGAGGUGAGGAGGGAGGUGCAGCAGAUCCAUGCUGUGUGCUGCCAGGGCUGGAAAAAGCGGCAUCCGGGAGCACUCACCUGUGAUGAAGCCAUCUGCGCCAAGCCCUGCCUGAAUGGAGGCGUUUGCGUUCGGCCAGACCAGUGCGAGUGUGCCCCUGGCUGGGGUGGGAAGCACUGUCACGUGGAUGUGGAUGAAUGUAGGACUGGCGUCACCCUCUGCUCCCACCGUUGCCUCAACACGGCAGGCAGCUUCACCUGUGGCUGUCCCCAUGGCUUGGUGCUGGGCCCUGAUGGGCGCACCUGUGCAGAGGGGUCUUCAGAGCCCCCAACCGGUGCCAGUAUCCUCAGCGUGGCGGUUCGGGAAGUGGAACAUGAUGAGCGCGCCCUGAGGCGGGAGAUUCGCGAGCUGCGAGGACGCCUGGAGCGGCUGGAACAGUGGGCUGGACAGGCAGGGGCCUGGGUCCGAGCGGUGCUGCCCAUGCCACCUGAAGAACUACAGCCCGAACAGGUGGCAGAGCUGUGGGGCCGGGGCGACAGGAUCGAGUCUCUCAGUGACCAGGUGCUGCUGCUGGAGGAGAGGCUAGGCACCUGCUCCUGUGAGGACAACAGUCUGGGCCCAGGCCUCAAUCGGCGGAGAUAAGGAACCUCUGCAGAGCCCUAACCCCCUAAUUUAUACAGAAAACUGGACCCACUAAUCCUCUGGGAUUGGCCACCGUGGGAGCUGCAGAUAAGGUUAUCUGUCACUAAGGAGUAACGAGCAACGGAAACGUCAGAGAGCUGAAGAAAGGGGGAAGGAUGGUUGUCUUGGCCUAUCCCUGAGUCUUCUGGCUGGGGCACAGUGCCUGGGCCAGAACUGCUUCUUCAACUCCUUAACAAAUGCAGCCAGAAAGUGCCCAGAUCUCUCUUUCAAUCUUUAUUCUUGGUUUCUUGCUGUUAUCCAGAUAAUUAAUAAAAACCAACCACGCAAAACUGG